AUGACGCUCGCAUCGUCCGUCGCGGCGCCCAAGGCGUCCGCGCCCCUCCGCGCGCGCCGCUCGUCCGCCGCUAAUACCCCGACGGUUCGCGGCCGAUGCAUUGUCGUCCGAUCCGCGUCGGAAACAACGACGCGGACGACCGACGACCGCGGACGGUCGAGGCGUGACGCGCUGCUCUCCCUCGCGUCCCUCGCCGCGGUCCCCGCGCUCGUUCCCGCGGGAUCCGCCUCGGCCAACGUCGCGUCCAUCUACAAGUACGAGCCCGUCGACGCCCUGCCCCCGGCCAUCUUGGAUUCAGGCAACGCCAAGGUGCCAAUCGCGGCCGCGCUGCGCGCGCAGACGGUGUACGCGGGAUACGCGGUGCCCAUCAUCGAGAAGAACGUGACGGCACCCCUCGGCACCCUCAUCUCGCUCGCCGCCAGGGACGCCGGCACCUUCGACGCGAGCGCCAACACCGGCGGCCUCAACGGCAGCAUCCGGUUCGAGCUGGACAGGCCGGAGAACAAACGCUUCCUCAACGCCAUCGAGCAGCUCGCCGACGCCAAAAAAGAGAUUGACGCCAAGUGCUCGCAACCCAUCGGGUGGGCCGACCUCAUCGCCCUCGCCCCCGCGGGUAAAGCCCGGUACGCGUUCCUGCGGGACUUCUGCGGCUACACCGACAGGUUCGAACCGAGGUGGCAGUACAAAGCUGGAGACAUCACGAAAAUCGGGUGCGACGUGGAAGGGGUCAUGCUCCGCGCGCCGUACGGAUCCUCCCCGGAACAGAUCGAGGCCACGUCGUGGUUCCGCCAGAACUACGCCUCCACCGGGCCCCUCACCGGCGCGCGCGUGCACAUGGGCCGCGCCGACGCCACCGCCGCGGACCAAGCCGGCCUCGUCCCGACGGAGGGCGCCACCGCUGGGGAAUACAUCGAAUGGUUCGCUCGGAUGCGCCUGUCGCUGCCGGCGCUGGUGAACCUCGCGCCGUACGUCGACGACACGUGCGAGGCGACGCUGAGGGCGUGCCCCGACUGCGCGGGACUGUUCCGCGAGCUCGACACCAAGAACUACCAGCCCGGUAACCUGGAGAAGCCGCUGAUCAAGAGCUACAGGGAGAUGACGCUACGGGGACCCGCCGCGUUUGCGGAUCCGAUGCGAUACGUCAACGACGACGGCACGCCGGCCAUCCCGGAGGUGAACGGGCGCCGGGUGGUCAACGUGAAGCAGCUCAUGGACGGCUACGUCGACCCGUACCCGGUCUGGAUCCUGUGA
Micromonas commoda is the source of this 1251-nucleotide messenger RNA. RefSeq lists its product with no specific name. Gene Ontology annotation, biological process: cellular response to oxidative stress; response to reactive oxygen species; hydrogen peroxide catabolic process. The record is from RefSeq and is a predicted model, not a curated record. NCBI's taxonomy places the organism in Eukaryota, Viridiplantae, Chlorophyta, Mamiellophyceae, Mamiellales, Mamiellaceae. Bases 1 to 1251 code for a protein of 416 amino acids. The transcript has a single exon. Gene Ontology annotation, molecular function: peroxidase activity; heme binding.